Messenger RNA from Danaus plexippus (monarch butterfly), 1411 nucleotides. RefSeq lists its product as uncharacterized. Gene Ontology annotation, cellular component: ASAP complex; nucleoplasm; cytoplasm. Lineage: Eukaryota; Metazoa; Arthropoda; Insecta; Lepidoptera; Nymphalidae. The transcript is spliced from 8 exons. The record is from RefSeq and is a predicted model, not a curated record. Gene Ontology annotation, molecular function: RNA binding. Gene Ontology annotation, biological process: mRNA splicing, via spliceosome. Bases 155 to 1237 code for a protein of 360 amino acids.
UGUAAUGGCAACCCUUGCAAUAAUAGGCGAAUGCGCUUGCGUGAUGCCGGGUGCGUGCUAUUUUAACUCGUAAAGUGAAUUAGCGUCUUUUUGUGUGAAUAUUAAGUUUUUAUUGAAAAAAGUGUUGAUAUUAUAGUAACGUUUAAGUGGGAAAAUGGUCGCUCAGAAGAGAGGUCGUGGUGCCAAAAAUCAAGCGAACAAAGCUAAAGCCAAUCAGCCCACUGAAGAAGUCGUUGCGACGGAAGUGACGGAACAAGAACCUGAAGCUGCCGAAGAAAACAAUGGAGAUUCACAGCCCGAGAAUAAUGAAGAACAAGCGACAGGGGAGGAAGCUGCGGAGGAACAGUCAGAAACAGAACAGACCCAAGAAGAUGAACCCAAAGCUGAAGAACUCAAAGAAGAUAAAGUAGAAUCUGGGAAACUACUGGUGGAGAAUCUGCCUUCAAGCUAUCUAUUCGACUAUCAAGACAAACUCAAGGAGCUGUUCAGUAAGCAUGGAGAAGUCGUCAGUGUGAAACGUGGUCCAAUCAUUGUAACCGAACUGACCACAACUCCAACAUUAUCGGCUAUAGUCGAAUUCAAAAACAAAGAUUCCCUGGAAAAGGCGCUGUCAGAGAACGGCACGUCCUUGGAUGGUAGCGUAAUCUCUGUGGUGGUGGAAUCCCGAGCGGACACCGGCAUCCUGGUGGGAGUCCCUUACGAGGCCAGCUGCGACUACGUGAAGGCGCUGUUCGAACAGUGCGGCCCGGUCGCGCACGUACAUGAGUUCAGCAAGACCAAGUACAAGAUAUUACGAGUAACCUUCAAUGAGAAGGAGUCAGUGGAGCGUGCUCUGAAGUUGGACAGAGACCUCCGCAUCAACGGGUUCCUGGUUACAGUCUCCAAGUACAGGGACGACGACGAGUUCAAGGCACACUCCGCUAACUCAAACAAGAACAAGAGACAGCAUGGCCAACAGAAUCGGAACUCCGGUAACACGAACGUGAACAACUCGGGAGGAACCAGCCCCGCAUCACGCACCAACAGUUACCGCGCGAGAGGAGGCGCCUUCAACGCCAGGGGAGGAGGCAACUAUAGAGGCGGCCGAGGUCGCGGGUUCUCGGGGCGCGGCUCGUUCCCUCGCGGCGGCUUCACUCCGCUCAACACGUACAUGCCGCCACAGCCGUACAUGGGCCGACCGCAGGGAGGCUUCAUGAACGACGGUCAGCGGCCGGUCAAGCGACUCCGACAGAUGUAGGUGUGUGAGCGGGACGGCGUGCGUCACUAUAUGUUCGUGUGUGUUUGUGUGUGUGACAGAGACAGACAACUGUAUCAGAUAAAUCUAGCUAAUUGUAUUUACUAAGUACACGAGAUAAAAUAAUUGUAAACUUAAUGAUACUGUCUUUUGACAGAUAAUAAAUGAAUACUAACA